AUGGCGUUCCUUCUGCAGCAGAUGCUGGGUGAUAAACUGAAGAACAUGACCGGAGGAAACAGUGAAGAAGAUGAAGAUGGCGGAGGAAAAGAGACGGCCGCGUCUAAAGGCAUGAGCAGAGAAGAGUUCGAGGAGUAUCAGAAACAGCUCAUCGAGGAGAAGAUCACCAGAGACAAGGAGUUUGCAACAAAAAAAGCAGAGAGAGCAAACCUUCGAGUGCUGCUGCGAGACAAAUACAGACUCCCACAGAGCGCACAAGACGACGCCACCGUACAGAUGGCCGGAGAUGACCUGGACAUUCCUGAGGAGCUGGCAAAAAUGGUGGAUGAAGAGGAAGAGCAGGAGGAGCUAAAUGACUCUUUUCUGGGGAAACUACAAAACAUGGACGUGGACUUUGACUCAAUCAAGGCGAAAGCUCAGAGCACCAUGACUGAGGUCAAACAGGCAGCGGAAGAAAAAUGUGUCUUGAUGUGA
Messenger RNA from Danio rerio (zebrafish), 474 nucleotides. RefSeq names its product complexin 4c (gene cplx4c). Gene Ontology annotation, biological process: neurotransmitter transport. The record is from RefSeq and is marked provisional. Gene Ontology annotation, cellular component: synapse. Lineage: Eukaryota; Metazoa; Chordata; Actinopteri; Cypriniformes; Danionidae.